Eriocheir sinensis (Chinese mitten crab) is the source of this 1230-nucleotide messenger RNA. RefSeq lists its product as uncharacterized. NCBI's taxonomy places the organism in Eukaryota, Metazoa, Arthropoda, Malacostraca, Decapoda, Varunidae. Bases 281 to 1189 code for a protein of 302 amino acids. The transcript is spliced from 3 exons. The record is from RefSeq and is a predicted model, not a curated record.
UCACUCGGCGCUGCCCCGUCUUCUGUGUCCCUCCCUGCUGAUACAAGCCAAGUGAAUCACGCAACGAUGUGAAGCAUUUCCGACUCAAAAACGCUGCACGUGAGGGAACGCGACCCGUGACUUGGCACGCGCUAAACUUAGGAAACAUUCUUCUUCUACGCUAAAAGGGGCGGUUAACCUGUCCGCUGCAAUUGGGACGGAUUUAGCCUUUACUGGUAGCCUGGAAACAUACUCUCCCAGGCCUUUCUCUGCCUCUGUGGUGGAUAGUGGAGUGUUUCCCAUGUGGUAUUGGUGUGCUGGAUAUCCCUUCACUGGUAGCCUGGAAACAUACACUCCCAGGUCUUUCUCUGCCUCUGUGGUGGAUAGUGGAGUGUUUCCCAUGUGGUAUUGGUGUGCUGGAUAUCCCUUCACUGGUAGCCUGGAAACAUACACUCCCAUGUCUUUCUCUGCCUCUGUGGUGGAUAGUGGAGUGUUUCCCAUGUGGUAUUGGUGUGCUGGAUAUCCCUUCACUGGUAGCCUGGUAACAUACACUCCCAGGUCUUUCUCUGCCUCUGUGGUGGAUAGUGGAGUGUUUCCCAUGUGGUAUUGGUGUGCUGGAUAUCCCUUCACUGGUAGCCUGGUAACAUACACUCCCAGGUCUUUCUCUGCCUCUGUGGUGGAUAGUGGAGUGUUUCCCAUGUGGUAUUGGUGUGCUGGAUAUCCCUUCACUGGUAGCCUGGUAACAUACACUCCCAGGUCUUUCUCUGCCUCUGUGGUGGAUAGUGGAGUGUUUCCCAUGUGGUAUUGGUGUGCUGGAUAUCCCUUCACUGGUAGCCUGGUAACAUACACUCCCAGGUCUUUCUCUGCCUCUGUGGUGGAUAGUGGAGUGUUUCCCAUGUGGUAUUGGUGUGCUGGAUAUCCCUUCACUGGUAGCCUGGUAACAUACACUCCCAGGUCUUUCUCUGCCUCUGUGGUGGAUAGUGGAGUGUUUCCCAUGUGGUAUUGGUGUGCUGGAUAUCCCCUCCCAAGAUGCAGGACUUUACAUUUUUCUCCAUUGAAUUGUAGCAUGAAAGUACCCACUACAACCUCAACGAAAGCCUUAUCCAAUGUGGGUUUCAGCUCUCAGAAUCAUUUUUUCCCAAGGCCACGAAGGAGAUUGGUCGGGUCUCAUGAGUGUAGAACCUUUGUCAAACUAUCACAAGACUCAUAAAACUACCCAAGGAAAUACCCACCACAACCUCAACGAAAGGC